Molecule: messenger RNA, 2883 nt
Organism: Pyrus x bretschneideri (Chinese white pear)
Lineage: Eukaryota; Viridiplantae; Streptophyta; Magnoliopsida; Rosales; Rosaceae
Product: protein PSK SIMULATOR 1-like
Exons: 13
Coding region: 597-2585 (662 amino acids)
Biological process (GO): positive regulation of growth
Source: RefSeq, a predicted model, not a curated record
UCUCCUCAAACGGGAAAGAAAGAGACUGUUUGUGCCAGGCCCAGAGCCUCCACUGACCAAACCUAGAGAGAAUAAGGAGGGAGAGAGAGAGAGAGACUGAGAGAGUGCAAAAACUGCCUCUCACUCACUGCUGCUCUUUUGCUUUUUGCUGGGUUUUUCUAGUUUUCCCUCUGCUCUUCUUAGUUUCUUUUUUGCUGUACCUCCCUUUGCAUGUACUGAAAAAAGAAGGAAAUAAAAAACCCAUCUUUCCAUUCCUAUCACCAUCUCUGUUUCUUAACCUAUUCAAAAGUAUUGCAGUACAGAAUCUCUCCCAUCUUCUCACAGAUCCAGCUCUUCUGUGAUCCAGAGUUGAUGGAUUGGAACUCCAAAGGUGAUCAGAAUUGGUUUUGCGGUAAUCUAUGUUGAACCCGGAUAUCUGUAUUACUUAUUUCACAGCUUUGGAAUUGGUCAUUCUUGUUUUAUGACUCGUUGAGGAUGAUUCCGAUUUCGCCACUGGUGGCUUCAAUCUUUAGCUUUUUAUAGAUAGCAAUAGUCGUACGGAGUUGGGUUGGCUUUAACUCUUGAAGAGGCUUCAAGUUCUUGUCUUUGGAUUUUGUAUGAAAUAUACUUUGUGGCUUAUCAACACAAUGGGUGGGAUGUGCUCCAAGACGAGGAGAUCGACUGUAGAUGAUGUCAAUGUAAAUAAUGCCCCCAAUGGAGGCAUUCCUACUGCUAAUGGCCAUCCUAGUAAUGGAUCUCAUGGUCUGCCCCCGAAAUUGAAUUCCAAUUCGACUCCAUCCCCAGUUAGUGAAGGCGUGGAUAAACAAUUGCGAGACCCAUUUAUGUUGCCGGAGACAAAUAAUAUGGUACCUUAUGGGCUCAUUACAGAUGAUGUCAACGACGGGAUUCCUCACUUGUCGAGGACCUUAUCACACAAAAAUAGAUCUACCAAGUCUAAGCAGGCUGUGGCAAAGGUAUCAGAAGUAAGCUCCCUUUUGGGCAGGGCUGGUACUGCUGGCCUUGGGAAGGCAGUGGAAGUUUUGGACACCCUUGGUAGUAGCAUGACAAAUUUGAAUCCAAGCAGUGGUUUUACCUCAGGGGUGACAACAAAAGGGAAUAAAAUUUCAAUUUUGGCUUUUGAAGUCGCAAACACAGUUGUCAAGGGUUCAAAUUUAAUGCAGUCCCUUUCUAAGGAUAACAUCAAACAUCUAAAAGAGGUUGUGCUUCCUUCAGAAGGGGUACAGAAUUUGAUAUCAAGAGAUAUGGAUGAACUCCUGAGAAUUGCUGCUGCUGACAAGAGAGAAGAGCUCAAAGUUUUCUCGGGAGAAGUAGUGCGUUUUGGAAAUCGUUGUAAAGAUCCUCAGUGGCAUAAUCUGGAUCGCUAUUUUGAAAAGUUGGGUUCAGAAAUUACACCACAGAGGCAAUUGAAGGAAGAUGCAGAGACAGUGAUGCAGCAAUUGAUGACGUUAGUUCUAAAUACAGCUGAACUAUAUCAUGAGUUACAUGCCUUGGACAGAUUUGAACAAGAUUAUCGGCGGAAGCUUCAAGAGGAAGACAACUCAAGUACUACCCAAAGAGGAGAUAGCCUUGCAAUCUUGAGAGCAGAGUUGAAGAGUCAAAAGAAGCAUGUCAGAAGUUUGAAGAAAAAAUCACUUUGGUCCCGGAUUUUGGAAGAGGUCAUGGAGAAACUUGUCGAUGUUGUUCAUUUCUUACAUAUGGAGAUUCAUGAAGCAUUUGGAAAUGCAGAUACUGAUAAACCUGUGAAAGGUUCUCAGAACAAUCACAAAAAGUUGGGGUCUGCUGGUCUUGCCUUGCAUUAUGCAAAUAUUAUCACUCAAAUUGAUCUUCUUGUGUCUCGAUCAAGUUCUGUGCCUUCAAACACACGGGAUACUUUAUAUCAGGGGCUCCCGCCUGGUGUGAAAUCAGCUUUGCGCUCAAAACUACAGUCAUUUCAGUUGAAGGAAGAGCAUACAAUCGCUGAAAUUAAAGCUGAAAUGGAGAAAACGUUGCGGUGGCUAGUUCCCAUUGCCACUAACACAACCAAAGCUCAUCAUGGCUUUGGCUGGGUUGGCGAAUGGGCAAACACUGGGUCCGAGAUGAACCGAAAGCCUGCUGGUCAAACUGACUUGCUGAGGAUUGAGACACUGCACCAUGCUGAUAAACAUAGAACCGAGUCUUACAUUCUUGAACUGGUGGUGUGGCUUCACCAUCUCGUCAACCAAACGAGGGUUGGAAACUGUGGAAUUAGAUCUCCUGUUAAAUCCCCUCUUUGCUCCCCCAACCAGAAGGCAAUUCAGUUGUGUAUGAACAAAACCAACUGCUCAUCACCCAUAUUAACAGUUGAAGACCAAGAAAUGCUUCGAUAUGUAAGUAAGAGAAAACUGACACCGGGGAUUAGUAAGAGUCAAGAAUUUGACACCUCAAGGACCAGGUUCAGCAAGCAUAACCGGCUGAGCAAGAGUAGCAACCACUCCCCGACAAGUGAACGUAGGAAGGAUCCAUUUCCAAUCAGGAGGCCAUCCUCCGUUCCUAUCAUUGACUUUGAUUUCGACCGGAGCAAAGCACUGGAUGUCAUUGAUCGGGUGGACACAAUUCGAAGUAUUUGAAUGCACAGGCGAAGUGGUUCUUGUGUAUGUAUGUCUUGUAAGUUCAUCUGUGGCAUUUGUCCCUGUCGUGUGCUCUUUGUUGUGGCGGUGGCGAUGUCAUGGAAGCGGGCAUGGAUGCUGAGAAACGAGAGAAGUCAUGGCCGGUUUGAAUGUCAAAAUGUAGGGUGAGAAUUGAGAAUGUAUUUUGAUCAAUGUAAGUUAAAUUUCUGUAGAUGGAAAGGAUGCUGGUUUUAUACUUUCCUUAGUGGCUAGUAUGUACAGAAUAUUCAAUUAAUAAUCCAAAGUUCAUGCUUCUCCA